Molecule: messenger RNA, 1895 nt
Organism: Corythoichthys intestinalis (scribbled pipefish)
Lineage: Eukaryota; Metazoa; Chordata; Actinopteri; Syngnathiformes; Syngnathidae
Product: gamma-enolase
Exons: 13
Coding region: 228-1532 (434 amino acids)
Biological process (GO): glycolytic process
Cellular component (GO): phosphopyruvate hydratase complex
Molecular function (GO): phosphopyruvate hydratase activity; magnesium ion binding
Source: RefSeq, a predicted model, not a curated record
AGGAUCUGCUGGAGGAUGGAUUAUGUAAGGCAAACGUAGCGGACCCCACUGCGGAGCACACCCCUCCGAUCUAUUUUUACCUCCUCUGCACCUCAGCCAUAUCCCUCCAUCAUCAUCAUCAUCCUCCUUCUCCUCCUCCCGCCCCUCCUGUUUUCCUGCGUGGACGUUCGCCGUGCUCCAGAAGCAUCUCAGCCUCUUGCCGAGACACGCACGAGCAACGCGGCAGGAUGUCGAUUGUCAGCAUCGUCGCCAGGGAGAUCCUGGACUCCCGAGGGAACCCCACGGUGGAGGUGGACCUCCGCACUGACAAAGGCGUCUUCCGAGCGGCGGUGCCUAGCGGCGCGUCGACGGGCAUCUACGAGGCCUUGGAGCUACGAGAUGGAGACAAGAGCAGAUACAAGGGAAAAGGCGUCCUGAAGGCUGUGGGACACAUCAACGACACAUUGGGUCCUGCGCUCAUCGCUUCUGGGAUCAGUGUGGUGGAACAAGAGCAGCUGGACAACAUGAUGAUUGAGAUGGACGGCACGGAAAAUAAAUCUCAGUUCGGCGCCAACGCUAUCCUGGGCGUUUCAUUGGCUGUCUGCAAGGCAGGAGCCGCCCACAAGGACAUGCCCCUCUACAGACACAUCGCCGACCUGGCGGGAAAUACGGAAAUGGUUUUGCCCGUUCCUGCCUUUAAUGUGAUUAAUGGAGGUUCUCACGCUGGAAACAAACUGGCCAUGCAGGAGUUUAUGGUCCUUCCUGUGGGCGCAGAAUCCUUCAAGGAGGCGUUGAGGAUAGGCUCGGAGCUGUACCACACGCUGAAAGGCGUCAUCCAGCAAAAGUACGGCCAGGACGCCACCAACGUAGGGGACGAGGGCGGCUUCGCCCCCAACAUCCUGGAGAACAGCGAGGCUCUGGACCUCCUUCAGACGGCCAUCGAGAAGGCGGGCUUCACGGACAAGGUGGUGGUGGGCAUGGACGUGGCCGCCUCAGAGUUCUACCGCGACGGCAAGUACGACCUUGACUUCAAGUCCCCGCCGGACGCGGAGCGCCACAUCAGCGCCGAGGAGCUGGCAGACAUCUACCGGGGCUUCGUUGAUAACUACCCAGUGGUGUCUAUCGAGGACCCCUUCGACCAGGAUGACUGGGAGGCCUGGUCCCGUCUGACGGCCAGGGUGGGCAUCCAGGUGGUGGGCGACGACCUGACGGUGACCAACCCCAAGCGCAUCGAGAAGGCGGCCGAGGAACGCGCCUGCAAUUGCCUGCUGCUCAAAGUCAACCAGAUCGGAUCCGUCACCGAAGCCAUACAAGCGUGCAAACUGGCGCAGGCCAACGGCUGGGGCGUCAUGGUCAGCCAUCGCUCCGGCGAGACCGAGGACACCUUCAUCGCCGACCUGGUGGUCGGACUGUGCACUGGACAGAUUAAAACUGGCGCCCCCUGCAGGUCCGAAAGGUUGGCCAAGUACAACCAGUUGAUGAGGAUCGAGGAGGAGUUGGGAGAUCAAGCCCGCUUUGCAGGACACAACUUCCGGAACCCCAGCGUCCUCUGAACUACACACUCACACAAACAAACAAAAGCACGCAAGCACUGAGCCAUACCACACACACUUACACACAAAAAUACGCAAAAUUCAAAUAUGCACUGAACUCCUAUGACGUCACACACGCCCAAGUGGGGUUCAAAAGCCAGACAUGCACUGUUAAUGUAGUUUUACGAGUAGUCGGAAAAGAAAUUUGUCAAGAAAAGGUCAAACCCACACGCACUAACCCUCCUCUUUUCCUUCUCUUCUUCUUGUUUCUCCUCCUUUUGCUUGUGACUCUGACGUCGUGAAUGAGACUUACUGUAAGAGAUUUAAAGGAACAAUAAGAAGCUGCCGAUGCAAAUGUGAGAAAUUAAAUCAUUUACGGUUUCA